AUGGAGUCUGGAGACGCCUGUGGCGGAGAGGGCCCUUCUUCUUCUUCUUCUACCGCAACCGCCUCCGGCUCUGCUCCCGCCGCCGAGCAGGGUGCUCGACGGCCGCUGAGCCAGUACGAGUCGCAGAAGCGGCGAGACUGGAAUACCUUCCUGCAAUACCUGAGGAUCCACCGGCCGCCGCUGACGCUGGAGCAAUGCAGCGGCGCGGACGUCAUCGAGUUCCUCAAGUACCUCGACCAGUUCGGGAAGACGAAGGUGCACGCCGCCGGGUGCGCCUUCUUCGGGCAGUCUGAUCCUCCGGCCUCCUGCCUCUGCCCGCUCCGCCAGGCCUGGGGCUCGCUCGACGCCCUCGUCGGCCGCCUUCGCGCCGCCUACGAGGAGAACGGCGGCCUCAAGGAGUCCAACCCCUUCGCCGACGCCGCCAUCCGCAUCUACCUCCGGGAAGUCCGCGUCAGCCAAGCCGACGCCCGCGGCAUCCCCUACGACAAGAAGAAGAAGAAGAAGAAGAAGCGGAAGCGUGGAUCCGCCGCCUCUCCGGCCACCGCAGGCGAGUCCUCUUCCGCCGCGGUGCAACCUCCGACCUCCGCUUCGGCGCCUGAGCAACCCGCCGAUCCCCCCGGCGGCGGUUCGUCGUCCAUCUCAUGACUAGUAGUGUUUUGAAGUGUUUA
Zingiber officinale is the source of this 668-nucleotide messenger RNA. RefSeq names its product protein LIGHT-DEPENDENT SHORT HYPOCOTYLS 5-like. Gene Ontology annotation, biological process: response to light stimulus; mRNA transcription. Gene Ontology annotation, cellular component: nucleus. Lineage: Eukaryota; Viridiplantae; Streptophyta; Magnoliopsida; Zingiberales; Zingiberaceae. The record is from RefSeq and is a predicted model, not a curated record. The transcript has a single exon. Bases 1 to 645 code for a protein of 214 amino acids.